Molecule: messenger RNA, 9219 nt
Organism: Myodes glareolus (Bank vole)
Lineage: Eukaryota; Metazoa; Chordata; Mammalia; Rodentia; Cricetidae
Gene: Agap1
Product: ArfGAP with GTPase domain, ankyrin repeat and PH domain 1
Biological process (GO): activation of GTPase activity
Molecular function (GO): protein binding; GTPase activator activity; GTP binding
Source: RefSeq, a predicted model, not a curated record
CGGCUACGGCCGUGCACACGCGGCGCGGAGCCUGCAGACCUGAUGGGCAGCCCUUCGGCCGAGCGGCCAAGCAGCCCCGACGUGGAGGAAGCUCGGGCCGCACCCCUGCGGCGGAGCCUCAGCUUUAGGCACUGGAGCGAGCCCGAGGCGCCGCGGAGCCCUGCGCUGAGCGGCGGAAGGCGCCACAGCAGCUCCGGGAGCCUGACAUGGGCGCCCGACGACGAGGUCGAGGCGGAGGCCUCCCCGGAGCCAGUGGCCGGAGCUCAGCCCGUAGCGGAGAAGCGCAACACCUUGGAUGUGGGCGAGGUGCUCAGCAAGAACGAUGCGCUCUCGGAUCUGGAGCGCUGGGAGCGCAGCAAGAGCAAGAACCGCACGCUGGACAACAGCGACCUGCAGCGGCUAGAGCGCGCGAGGGCCGCAGCUGCCGGCCCGGGGGCAGCCUCGGAGCACCGGCUGCUGCGCUUUUUCAGCGGCAUCUUUGCGCGUAGGGACGGCGGGCCCUCUCCCCGAAGCGGCGCCCUGCGCUCCCGCGGUUACUUCAGCUUGCGGCGGGCCCCGGCCGACACGCAGUCGUCCAGCGCAGAGAGCAUCGAGGGGUCCCCUCGCAGAGAUGCUUUUGUGAACAGCCAGGAAUGGACUCUCAGCCGAUCUGUCCCGGAGCUCAAAGUGGGAAUUGUGGGUAACUUGGCCAGUGGCAAGUCUGCACUGGUACACCGAUAUCUGACAGGCACUUACGUGCAGGAGGAAUCUCCAGAAGAUAUGGACGCAGGUGGCAGGUUCAAGAAGGAGAUUGUGGUUGAUGGACAGAGUUAUCUGCUGCUGAUUAGGGAUGAAGGGGGCCCCCCGGAGGCACAGUUUGCCAUGUGGGUGGACGCGGUCAUUUUUGUCUUCAGCCUGGAGGAUGAGAUCAGUUUCCAGACUGUCUACCACUACUACAGCCGAAUGGCCAACUAUAGGAACACCAGUGAGAUUCCACUCGUGCUGGUGGGGACCCAGGAUGCCAUAAGUUCCACCAACCCACGGGUCAUCGACGAUGCCAGGGCACGGAAACUCUCCAAUGACCUGAAGCGGUGCACGUACUAUGAGACGUGCGCCACCUAUGGGCUCAACGUGGAGCGGGUCUUCCAGGACGUUGCCCAGAAGAUUGUUGCCACGAGGAAGAAGCAGCAGCUGUCCAUAGGCCCCUGCAAGUCCUUACCCAACUCUCCAAGCCACUCCUCUGUGUGUUCUGCCCAGGUGUCAGCCGUGCACAUCAGCCAGACAAGUAACGGAGGUGGGAGUUUAAGUGACUACUCCUCCUCAGUCCCUUCGACCCCAAGCACCAGCCAGAAGGAGCUCCGGAUCGAUGUCCCUCCCACUGCCAACACCCCGACGCCUGUCCGGAAGCAGUCCAAACGCAGGUCCAACCUUUUCACAUCUAGGAAAGGGAGCGACCCAGACAAAGAGAAGAAAGGCCUGGAGAGCCGUGCGGACAGCAUCGGGAGCGGGCGAGCCAUCCCAAUUAAACAGGGCAUGCUACUGAAGCGAAGUGGCAAGUCCCUAAACAAAGAGUGGAAAAAGAAGUACGUCACCCUGUGCGACAACGGCGUGCUGACCUACCAUCCCAGUUUACAUGAUUACAUGCAGAAUGUUCAUGGCAAAGAGAUUGACCUCCUGAGAACCACUGUGAAAGUGCCGGGGAAGAGGCCACCCCGGGCCACGUCGGCCUGUGCACCCAUCUCCAGUCCCAAAACAAACGGCCUGUCCAAGGACAUGAGCAGUUUACACAUCUCACCAAAUUCAGGGAAUGUCACUAGUACGUCUGGGUCUCAGAUGGCAAGCGGCAUCAGCCUGGUCUCCUUCAACAGCCGACCCGAUGGCAUGCACCAGCGCUCCUACUCAGUCUCCAGUGCCGACCAGUGGAGCGACGCCACAGUCAUUGCAAACUCAGCCAUCAGCAGUGACACAGGGCUGGGUGACUCGGUGUGUUCCAGCCCAAGUAUCUCCAGCAGCACCAGCCCCAAGCUUGACCCGCCCCCUUCCCCCCACGCCAACAGAAAGAAGCACCGGAGGAAGAAAAGUACCAGCAACUUCAAGGCUGACGGGCUCUCGGGCACCGCUGAAGCCAAACGCAAAGCAUGGAAACUAAACCGUGUUGGUAGCCUGCGAAACAUAUACAGCAGCAGCAGCACCAACACCGAAGAGCAAGAAGAAAACUUUGAGUUUAUCAUUGUGUCCCUCACCGGCCAGACAUGGCACUUUGAAGCCACCACAUACGAGGAGCGAGAUGCAUGGGUCCAAGCCAUCGAGAGCCAGAUCCUAGCCAGCCUACAGUCCUGCGAGAGCAGCAAGAAUAAGUCCCGACUAACCAGCCAGAGCGAGGCCAUGGCACUGCAGUCCAUCCGUAACAUGAGAGGGAACUCCCACUGUGUAGACUGUGAUACCCAAAACCCUAACUGGGCCAGUUUGAACUUGGGAGCCCUCAUGUGCAUCGAGUGCUCAGGGAUCCACCGGAAUCUUGGCACCCACCUCUCCAGGGUCCGAUCUCUAGAUCUUGAUGACUGGCCCAUGGAGCUGAUCAAGGUGAUGUCGUCUAUCGGAAAUGAGUUGGCCAACAGUGUGUGGGAAGAGAGCAGCCAAGGACGGACAAAACCCUCAUUGGACUCCACAAGGGAAGAAAAGGAGCGAUGGAUCCGGGCCAAGUAUGAACAGAAACUCUUCCUGGCCCCACUGCCAUGUACAGAGUUCUCCUUGGGCCAGCAACUGUUGCGUGCCACCGCCGAGGAAGACCUGCGGACCGUCAUCCUGCUCCUGGCACAUGGGUCCCGGGAUGAGGUGAAUGAGACCUGUGGGGAAGGAGAUGGACGCACAGCAUUGCACCUGGCCUGCCGCAAGGGCAACGUGGUCCUGGCUCAGCUGCUAAUCUGGUACGGGGUGGACGUCAUGGCUCGAGACGCCCACGGGAACACAGCACUGGCCUAUGCCCGGCAGGCCUCCAGCCAGGAGUGCAUUGACGUGCUGCUACAGUAUGGCUGCCCCGAUGAGCGCUUUGUGCUCAUGGCUACCCCCAACCUGUCCAGGAAGAACAACAGCAGGAACAACAGUAGCGGGAGGGCGCCCAGCAUCAUCUGAGCUCAGCCAACGCUGCUCCUGGGAAAGUCACAGCAUGUGAGUUCCUCAGUCCCUCCCUCUUCCUGGUGGUCACUUCCUCCCACCUGCCACUCACACACCCCACAUGAAGUCUCCAAACCUGGACAUCCUCAAGGGGAAAAGAGGAGGAUGGAGGCCACAGAACCGAACCCUUUUCCCACACUCCGGAAGCAAUGCAGGAGGGACUGACAACCUCCCGACUUUGAGGAUAGCACACGACGAGGGACCCCUGUUCCACUGACCUGGAACCCGGGGGAGGGGUAGCAAGGAGAAGGGGCAGCUUCCCCUAACUGGCAGUUAAGCACAUCAGAACAUUUCACCUCGACCAAAAGGAGGCUUGGAUUUCACAUCUUCUCUGGGGAGCUUGACGGCAUAAAUCAGAAGCCAGCACAGUUUGUCAGGUCUGAAGCCCCUAUGAUGGUAGGUGUCAAAUCAGUUGGAGCUAAUCUGUCCAGGGAGAAUACUGGCUUCAUUACGCUUGUAUAGUCGAGUUCCUCCAGCAUUACCGCUGUUUAAUAGGACGUGAUUAGUCAUCACCGGGAAGAAGGCGUAUUAGCCGAGGAGGUAGUUACGCGGCACGCUCCGGUGAUUGCCACGAUGUGAUUGCUGUGCGCUUAGAAGCAUCGUAUUAUCCCAGACGUCUCUCCAGCCCUCGGAGCCCUCCUUUCUAAAUUCACUGUCAUAAUUUAGUAUCUGUUUAAUUUUUCAGUCCAAAGAGAGGAAAUCAGUUGCUGGGUAUUAUUUGACGGCAAUCUCCUUCCUUGGUGCAAAAACAAAAUGGAAAAUAAAUAAAUAAAAAAAUAAGAAUAACUGGGAAAUUCAAAAAGAAAUCAUGAAUCCAGCUGAAAAUGGCUUUUCAAGUAUGCUCCAAAACUCAGUAAAUACGUAAAAUGCUAUGUUUUUUUUUCUAAGAGAGAUUUUCUGUCCUUUGGCCACAGUGGAUGUAUCUGGCCUCAGUCACUCCCAGUCCACAAGGUCUGAGUUACCAAGGUUUCUGUCGUAGAGAAGAUGUGUGAAAAUCUAUUUGAAUAAAAGGAGUUCAUAAAUAUGCAUUGAUUUUUGUGCAGACAAAUGGCACCUCUGUUAAUUUAUAAGUUGAACUGGAUGGGAACCAAUAAUGUGCAACUAGUUGAGAUCAGAGGGUUACAGAUCAGUGUACAUGGGAAGUGCUCCCAGCAGCAAGCACCUCCAUGAAUGUGGUAAGCAGCUUUUUUAAAGGUGCUUAUCAGAACAAUAUGGUAGGACGAUUUGCUUAGUAAAACCAGGAAGCAAAGGGGGACGGGAAGGAGAGAAGCAGACAAGUGGGAAGGAGCCUGUGAGUCCACAUCCCGAAGGCAGGAUGGAGAGCCGAGGCCACUCUUCCCAACCAAAAGCGAGGGGCUGUGGCAAGAAGGGGUGAUUGUAGGCACCCUGUGAGCAGCUGCCCACCAUUCUGGCACAGCUGGCUCCUAAGAGCCUGCUGACUCUGUGUGCUCCAUCCCGUCUGUUCCUAACGUGAUGACUGAUUUGCCAUCGUGGGCCACAGGGUGCAUCAGACACCAGCCACCUUCAGCACGGUGGUCAAGAACACCAAACCGUGACACUAUUUAGUUUAAAAAAAAAAAAAAUGAGAGGCAGCCUUGCCAGAGAGCCCUUGUGACAGUGUGGCAGGAAGAAGGCCAUCACACUGGAAGACUGGGCAAAGCCACCGCCUGGCAUCCUGUGAAGAAGCUCCUUGCUCUCAUAUAUUGAACUUUAUAUUUUGUAAGAGUUUUUCCUCUUCUUUCACUUUUUAAAAAAAAAUUUAAAGUAGAUGGGAACAAAAGUAAAGCUUUAGACAGCAUUUCUGUGUGGGUAAGUGUCUCGUGGAGAGCGCCAGUUUCAGCGCAGCUGGGACUGACCAGGAUCCAAAAGCGUCACAGGUGCGAAAGCCAGAGGCCUGAGAUCCUGAGCUCAGCUCCACGAGCCCUGUAUUUGGGUUUUCAUCCUGCUCCUCAUCACUGUGUCGUUUCUUUCAAUGUGAAUAGAGAAAGCAAGCUGUCAUUGCCUAUUUUUGAAGAAUGCAUUAGCGCCCAACCCUGCAAUCCGCAUUCGCCUCCACGUAGCCUUUACCAUAGACUUCUAUAGAGAACACAGAUAGAGUAUAAAUGAGAGUCUUAAAUUAUUUCAUUGUAGUUAAUUCCCACUAUAGGAGCGCUUUUAUCAUAGGGGAGCCUGCUUCAGAAGGGAAAUGGAGUCCUUCCUGAGGCUUCUCUUCGGGGUGUAUAUGAGUGUGUACAUAUUAUUAUGUUUAUAAUAUGAUAUUUUCCCGACUGAUUCCUUGUUUCACCUCACCCUCCACUGUCCGAAUGCUCAGUUGCUUGCUCUGGUUGCCCCUCCCCCUCCCUCCCUCCCUUGGUCACUCUGACAUCAUCAGGUCUUCCUCAGAACACACGGCCCCUCCCCUGCCAGUUUUAGCUGUGCUGAACUGUCCAAGGGGCAGCCCCCUUUUCCCAAGCCUGAGUUCUGACCACAGCUAGAAUGGUGGUAGUGGAGCCUCCAGGGUUCUCUGCAGAUGGAGGAGAGAAGCCUAUAGUUCACCUUCAGACCCAGGGCCUCCCCUCAGCGACAGCCUUCUUUUUCCCAUUUUCAAGCCGGCCACCAAGGCUGCGUGAAACCAGGAGCAGGGGUGUGGGGAAGGGAGCUGGGGUUAUGGAAAGCUCCCCCACACUAGGCACUUCAUUGAAUGCGAAUCACUUUUUUAAGGAGCAUGUCAGAAUAAGGUAGUGGUACAGUGGACCAGAGAAGCAGGGGGAGGGGGAAGGAGUAUGUGAGUUCUCGUUUUAGAACGCAGCGUCAGAGCUGAGACCCCCGUCCACCAGGAGCCAGGGCCUUCAAAGUGGCAGAUGUGAGGAGCCCACGGCAAGUCUGUGCAACCUUUGUGUUCAGGGUGAAUUUCCUCUUGUUGAGAAGUAGCCAGCUAGGCCCAGCAACAGACUGACCUAUGAGUUGUCCAUCAACUGUCCCGGGGGCAGUCUAGCCUGUGGCUACCCCUGCUGAACCCCUAAUGCCGUUCCCCAGGCCUGUGCACAGUGUCGGGGUGGGAACUGAAGCCCUCCUUAUCCUCCCCACUGGACUGUCACUCAAGCUGAAGGUGAGGCUCUCUCCUCCAGCCUUGUACCUGUGCGGUGGCUCCUCGCCUCUCCUCCCUGCAGUUCCCAUGAGGCUGCUGGGACACACACACCAUCAGUGCCCCGUUCUCGUUAACUCUGAGGAUCCUAGCACCUCAGGCCUUGGGCUUCACUGCCCAAUAAUCCCCAGAAGAGCUUGCUCGGAGCACUUUGUGGCAUCCUCCAUCAGUCAAGACCCGCAGUUGGUGGGUUUGUGACUGACCCUGGUGAACCAGGGACCUGCCGGCCCUAAGCCUGAGUUGUCCUCUUAGUUGCCAAGGUUGCCACCAUCCUUCCCUGAACUCAGGCUGUUUUACGGCUGAGAUGGGCACUCUCUAUCCCUCCUGGGGACACGGCCCACAACAGUACGGCUAGGAGACAUGUGAUCAGGGCCUCCAAGCUACCAGGAGGCAGAGGUUCAGAAGCAAGCCCAGGCCUUUUGGUGGGCCUCAGCUCGGCUGUCUCCGUCGGUCACACCCUGCAAGGUCCUUGAGGUUUUUCUAGACCUCUGCCAGGGUUGUAUUUUGACUUUGAAGCAAACAAAUUGAAAGGCAGUCAGGAAGGAAUUUGAGCAUCUAUAGAGUCCCCCCCCCCACCCUGCUCCUGUUGUGAAGGCACAGUUGGAGGUGAUUCCGCUCUUGUCACUCUCUAGAAAGCUGUUGGAGACCAUGGGUGUCUCACCAGCGUGCAGCCUCCUCCACUGUAUGUGUCUCUGGAUUCUAAAUGGCCCCACCUCUGCCAGGCCUGGCUACCACACAGCAGGACCAGGAGACCCACGUGACCCAGCUCUCUGUGCCUGGCCUGUUUGGGGGCCUUAAAAGCCACUGAGGUAGAUGGGUUUUUAGCCAAAAUUUAACAUUCCUCCUUGAGAGGUGAGAGAGGGAGAGGUCCAGCCACUCUCUGCUGAGGCCACAUCCAGGCAGCGCUAGCUCUCAGGCUUAGUCCCACCCUAGAACCAAGAAGCAGGCAGCCACCUCAGCUCAGAGAAGCCAGCGCCAGAAGGCAGGGCUCAUCUCUCUUCACGGGGGAAAGAAACCGCUGACCACCUGGGGCCUUAGUGUUUCAAGACACAAAGUCUCUUGCUGCUCGGGAGCUUUGGCCCAUGCUUUUUUGAAUGCUAAGAUUUCUGUUUAGUCUCUCUGUGCCUGCUGCUCUUUAAACAGCGGUUUGCACCUGGGUCCAAGUUGAAGAGAGAACAUUUCACCAUUUCACCGUAGCUGACUCUAGACAGCCCACAAAGCUUUGCAUCCUUCAAUUUUAGCAAACCCAGGUCAGGCGUGUUUCCAGGCCACCAGCCCGGUGACCCCUUGCCCAAGGCAGUGUGCAGUGAGGGUCCAUGGAAUAGCCGGCCACCUGUCCCUCGUGUCAAGAGGCCAGUUUUCCUAUAGAAGAGCAGUAUUUAGUUUGGGGUUUGCUCCUGUCUGGUCAAAGCAUUCUUCCCUGAGGUCUCUCCCGUAGUGAGCCUCAGGUGAGUGUGGGCAUCCGGCACUGGCAGCCGCGCUAGGGUCCAAGCUAGUGGCCUUGGUGAGCAGGAGAGAAGUCAGCUCAGGGCUCGUCUUUGUUCUGCUGGGCACAUGGCAUCUGCAGGGGACCCCCCGGGGGUCAUGAAUCAAGCCAUAUGAUGGACUCUCCCGCCAUAAGGGAGAACUGAUCUGGAAUUCUGUGUUCAGGGAAUCACUUAGCUUUCGUCUUGUUUCGGGUGAAAUGAAGGAACCAAGAGGUGUAAAUGGGUAGGGGGCGGGAUUAGGCCCAGAGGAGAGCCCCGUGACACACUGCUGCUAGGAACAACCCUAAGAUCACUUUGUACCCCAGUGUCCAGGUGCAGGACUGCAUCCACACUAGCCCAUGCUAACGUCUGGAUGUUAGAGAGGGCUUUCAACUGCUUGCAAAAAGACAGACUUAGCAAAGUGCUAGUGGGUCUUGUGGACUCACAGAGGGCACUGAGUACAGAGACCUAUGUGGCCCAAAACAGAAUUGUCAACAGCCCUCUUAUCCACAGCUAAGGGCUCCCAAAAUGCCUGACCCACCUGGCUCAUCAGGAUGGGCAGAGAAGGGACCGAGGAUGCUGUGCAGUCCAAAUGUGGCUUCUGGUUCUUUCUCUCAUGUGCACAUUGCUCACCUACCAGGUCCUGCAGUUUUCUUACCAGGGGGGUACUGAGGAUACCCAGGGCAGUUGAGUGGAGACCAGGCUACUGUGUGAUGGACAGGCAAAAGAUACCUUUGAAACGUCCCUGUGACCAGAAGGGAAAGACAGCUGCACCUCCCUGUUGAAAAUAACCCUUCUCUUAUAUGUAAAAACAUCCUUUUCCCUCCCCACACUGUGGGACUUUUUGUGUUUGAUUUUGAGGGGGCGGUGGUAAUGUUCUUCUAAAACCUAUCAGUUCUCAAGAUGAGAACUGGCCCUCCAGCCCUGAGCCUUGAGAACUGAGCUCCAGGAAGGCACAGAAGGUGGCUGGCCUCUUACAACGGCAGAGGACAGAGCUCCCAGCAUCCUCUCUCGCCCUCUUCCCAUCCUUUCUCCGAGUCCACCCUGAGUCCCCAUCUUGCCACAGGAGCUUCUUUGCAAAGAGAAAACCCAGGGCAAGGCAGGCACCUCUGGCACGUUUCUGGGUGGGGGCAAAGAAGGCUACAUAGAAGCACAGUGGGCGCUUCUCCAGAGGUGGGUGUCUGCCCGGGGCAUUUUGAUAUUACCUCAUUCCAUAACUUUAUGUUUCCCAGUGACUGAUGCUUUAUUUAUGCUUGUUUGUCCUGUAAUUAAACCAUCCACAGACAUUUCGCUUUGCUUGUUCGUUCCUGCGACCUUGUUCAGGUUAAAUAUGCUGAUUUGUAUUUUCCUGCCUUGGGAUUUUGUGUCCGGUGUACAGUAUUCUGAGGGGGAAAGGAAAGGAAAAGCGUGUAAAGUAACAGAGAGAGGUGGCUAUAGUGUAGAGACCUCUUUCUAAUAAAGAAAUGAAAAUAUGUA